Molecule: messenger RNA, 2817 nt
Organism: Trichosurus vulpecula (common brushtail)
Lineage: Eukaryota; Metazoa; Chordata; Mammalia; Diprotodontia; Phalangeridae
Gene: TMC2
Product: transmembrane channel like 2
Exons: 20
Coding region: 1-2817 (938 amino acids)
Biological process (GO): detection of mechanical stimulus involved in sensory perception of sound; vestibular reflex
Cellular component (GO): plasma membrane
Molecular function (GO): mechanosensitive monoatomic ion channel activity
Source: RefSeq, a predicted model, not a curated record
AUGAUGUUCGCAACAGUGUGCACUAAAGACCAAGACACCUCCAGAGGAAGCAAACUGAUCAUGACACAGAAAAAGAAAAGCCCAGUAGCAGUCCUUGUGGAAGAAGUGAAUAUCACCAUGGAUAGGCCUGUGAAAAAGAACUCAACCAGUGGAGAUUUGGUGGAUGGGAAGAGAUCCUCCAGAAAGCCAAGCCCAAAGGCAGAGGCCACACGAAGCAAGUCACAGUCUCCCUCCAAUAGGAAGAAGAGAACCCAUGACAGCAAAAGGGAAGAAAAAGAAGGAGGCAGUAGAGAAAUCAAGGUGAGGACUCCGUACAGGAAGAAAGAUGUCCGGAGGAAACAACGGGAAGUGUUUGGGGAAGAAGAGUGGAGCAAAGCAGGGAAAUCUUGUAAUGGGAAGAGGAAGAGGAACCAGAAACUUUCCCACAAGGAACAGAAAGAAGCCAAAAAUAAAGAAAAGCAAAUUCAGAGGAAGAAAGAUAAGCAGCUGAAGAAACACAGCUCUUCUCCAUCAGUUUCCAACUCCUCAGAUGAAGAGUCCAUUGCAGAGGAAGAAAUGGCCCGCAUCAUGGAACAGGUGGAAGAGAAAAAGAAGGUCAUAGCCACCAUCCGGAAUAAGCCUUGGCCGAUGGUGAAAAAAUUAGAAGUGCUCAGGGAAGCCCAAGCUUUUGUAGAGAAGUUUGAAGGAGCAUUAGGAAAGGGAAAAGGCAAGAAAUUCUACGCCUAUAAAAUGAUGAUGAAUAAGAAAUGGAUCAAAUUUAAGCGGGAUUUUGACAAUUUCAAGACUCAGUGUAUUCCAUGGGAAAUGAAGAUCAAAGAGAUUGAAAGUCACUUUGGUUCUUCAGUCGCCUCCUAUUUCAUUUUCCUCCGGUGGAUGUAUGGAGUGAAUCUAGUGCUUUUUGGUUUGAUUUUUGGGCUGGUCAUAAUCCCAGAGGUUUUAAUGGGGAUGCCCUAUGGAAGCAUACCUAGGAAAACUGUACCCCGAGCUGAGGAAGAGAAAGCUAUGGAUUUUUCAGUUCUUUGGGAUUUUGAGGGUUAUAUCAAGUAUUCUGCUCUCUUUUAUGGCUACUACAACAACCAGAGGACAAUCGGAUGGCUGAAGUACAGGUUGCCAAUGGCUUACUUCAUGGUGGGGGUCAGUGUGUUUGGUUACAGCCUAAUGGUUGUCAUUCGAUCGAUGGCCAGCAAUGCCCAAGAAAGCACAGGUGAAGGAAAUGGUGACAACUUCACUUUCAGCUUCAAGAUGUUUACUAGCUGGGACUAUUUGAUUGGCAAUCCAGAGACAGCUGACAACAAGUAUGCAUCUAUAACCACCAGCUUCAAGGAGUCUAUUGUCGAUGAACAAGAAAGCAACAAAGAAGAAAAUAUCCACCUGACCAGAUUCCUCCGGGUUUUAGCCAACUUCCUCAUCAUCUGCUGUUUGUGUGGAAGUGGGUAUCUCAUUUAUUUUGUGGUGAAGCGAUCCCAGGAAUUCUCCAAAAUGCAAAAUGUCAGCUGGUAUGAAAGGAAUGAGGUUGAAAUUGUAAUGUCCCUGUUGGGGAUGUUUUGUCCACCACUGUUUGAAACCAUCGCUGCCUUGGAGAAUUACCACCCUCGAAUUGGGCUCAAGUGGCAGCUAGGACGCAUCUUUGCUCUAUUUCUUGGAAACCUCUACACAUUCCUGUUGGCAUUAAUGGAUGACGUCCAUUUGAAGCUUGCUAAUGAAGAGGCAAUCAAGAACAUCACCCAUUGGACCCUAUUUAACUAUUACAAUGCCUCAGUGUGGAAUGAGAAUGUGACUCGGCCCCCACUUCAUCCAGCAGACGUGCCCAGAGGUUCUUGCUGGGAGACAACAGUGGGCAUCGAAUUUGUGAGACUCACAGUGUCUGACAUCCUGGUGACAUUUAUAACCAUCCUGCUGGGAGACUUCCUCCGGGCUUGCUUUGUCAGAUUCAUGAACUACUGCUGGUGUUGGGACCUGGAGGCAGGAUUUCCUUCAUACUCAGAGUUUGACAUCAGUGGAAAUGUGUUGGGUUUGAUCUUCAACCAAGGAAUGAUCUGGAUGGGCUCCUUUUAUGCACCUGGACUAGUUGGAAUUAAUGUGCUACGCUUAUUGACCUCCAUGUAUUUUCAGUGCUGGGCAGUGAUGAGCAGCAACGUUCCCCAUGAACGGGUUUUCAAGGCCUCCAAAUCCAAUAAUUUUUACAUGGGCUUGUUACUACUGGUCCUGUUUCUCAGUCUCUUGCCAGUGGCUUAUACCAUCAUGUCCCUGCCACCUUCUUUUGACUGUGGACCAUUCAGUGGGAAAACCAGAAUGUAUGAUGUCAUCCAGGAAACCAUUGAGAAUGAUUUCCCAACCUUUGUCAGCAAGAUCUUUGGUUAUAUAGCAAAUCCAGGCCUCAUCAUACCUGCCAUUCUACUCAUGGCCCUGGCUAUCUACUACUUGAAUUCUGUUUCUAAAGGCCUUGCACGAGCCAAUACACACUUGAGGAAGAAAAUCCAGGCACUCCGAGAAGCUGAGAAGACAAGCAAAAGCAUCAAAGCCAGCGCUGCCAUGAAAACCUUCACAAACAGCUUCAAGAACAUGAACCAGCUCCAAACCAGUGAUGAAGGAAACAAAUCAGAAUCUGAUAAUCAAAACCACCCUAAGAAGAAAGAGGAGGGGGACGCCAAGAAUAUCAGCUCUGGCAGAGGAAUGAUGCUACCAGCUAGCCUGCGCCUGGCAGUAACCAGACCCCCUGGUCCAAAGUCUGGAGGACCCUCACCUGGAAAGCUCCAGCCCCACCUCCAGCCACCGGGGUCACCGCCUGGAAGGGGAAAGGGAAACCCAGGACGGUGA